This is a messenger RNA of Triticum dicoccoides, 1653 nucleotides long. RefSeq lists its product as uncharacterized. Bases 690 to 1226 code for a protein of 178 amino acids. The record is from RefSeq and is a predicted model, not a curated record. The transcript has 8 exons. Lineage: Eukaryota; Viridiplantae; Streptophyta; Magnoliopsida; Poales; Poaceae.
CCUCACGCCGCCGCCCUCUCCUCCUUCCUCCCGCCUCCCUGCCGUGCCGCCCCGCCGCCUCCUCCCUCGCUCGCUUCCUCCUCCCCUCCCGCCGUUCCCCUCCCCUAACCCUAGAAACCGACGAGUUCGGGAAGAAGGAGGGGGUAGACAAGGGGGAGGUGCUGGAGAGGAAGGUGGAGGAGUUCUUCAGGGCCCUGAAGAAAGGGCCCGAGGAGGGGAAGGCCGACGAUGCUUCGACAGCGGCGAAGAAGAAGGCGGUGUUGGGAGGGGCACCGAGGCAGGUGAAGCGGGAUGCGGAGAGGGAGGAAGAAGACUGGCCGCGGCCGCACCUCGCGAGCACGAGGAUGCAGCUGCCGCCAAGGUGGGACGGGCCGACAGGGACCGUCGUGCUCAUCGACAAGCCCAAAGAUUGAUAAGAGCCUCCAAAAUCUGAAGAAAGAGGCGGCUACACAUGAUGCCAAGCAUUGCAAGACAGCCGGGGAGAUAUGCUUGUUACAAUUUUGUAAACACUGCACUAGGACGUGAUGGCCAGAUCGUCGCCAGCUCCUACCCCGACCCCAAGGUCGCUGUCAGCCUCAAUCCCGAUGCCUAGGUCGUCGCCACCCCCAACCUCGCCGCCUAGCUUUCUCCUGGAACCGUUGUUAUGAACCAAUCAACUCUUUGAGAAUUAAAGUUUCUCUCUUCCUAGGAUGGCCCGAGGUGAGCAACCUUUGAUACGCUGUGCAAGGCGCCUAGGUGUCGUCUUCCAGAUAAAUCUGUCUGCCACUGACCGGCGUGAGCUCGCUUCGGCCUCCUCCUCCAGUCUUGCAGUUACUGCCUCAUUGCCAACCUACAACAACAAGGUGAGCCUCCUGCUUUUAUAUGUUGUCGUGAUUAAGAAGGUUGGAGUAGCUUUGUUAAUGGAUGGAAUCCCCUUCGUGCUUGCCAUCGACCAUGCUGCCAACGCCAAGUCCAGGAUUGGCGACCUCGCUGAGCGUGAGCCAAUCGUGCGAGAUUCACCAGGUUGUGGGGCUUGGUCAGCAGUGUGUGUGGCCAGUGGUUGUAGUGCACUGAAGUGGAGAGGCAGCGCCGUCGUUGACCAUGGAUUCAGCAGAUCCUGGGAGUUAUGUCAGGAUAGGGAUGCAAAAGUAAAAUCAGGUAUUUCUUCGUAUGCAAUUUCUAAUAGCAGGUCGUGUUGCCAAAGUGGCAGUUGCCUUCAGGCUCUUCUCCUAUCGAGGGUGACUUGACCUGGGGCUGGUAUUGCUAUGGUCUUACUCAAGAAGCUGACAACCUUGGUAUUUGUCUAUGAUAUCGACUGAUGCCAUCAAGACCAUUGGCAGCCACACUUAUGAUGAUGAAUUUGACUGCACCGAAUAAGAUGAGUUUCAUGGCUUACUAUCCAUCUGACCAUGAGGACAACAAUAGGGGUUAAUGCUCAUCUGAGCUUGAGCCGUGGUUAAUGCGACCGAUGUUUCGACCGCAUAAGAAGAUAAAUUUCUUUUGGUUUAUCGAGUAAUAUUAUCGUAUCUAGACAUGAUGCCUUUAUAAAGGCAUUCUGAAUCAGUGUGGUAGUAGAUUACCCUACCCUUAUUGUAAAUUAUUUGUGAUCACCCUCGAAUGGUUUAACUACUACAUGGUUAUGGUAAAUUAUGAAUGAAUUAUGUUGUAGUUUCA